Molecule: messenger RNA, 1542 nt
Organism: Brachypodium distachyon (stiff brome)
Lineage: Eukaryota; Viridiplantae; Streptophyta; Magnoliopsida; Poales; Poaceae
Product: PIN2/TERF1-interacting telomerase inhibitor 1
Exons: 11
Coding region: 98-1213 (371 amino acids)
Biological process (GO): regulation of ribosome biogenesis
Cellular component (GO): nucleolus
Molecular function (GO): nucleic acid binding
Source: RefSeq, a predicted model, not a curated record
UUCCUCUCUCCUCCCCCCUCCGUCCGGCCAACUCAGGAGGGAGCCCUUUACCCAACCGUACCGGCGGCGGCGGCGAACUUGCGCAGCGCAGGCGCCAAUGGCCGCUCCGGAGGCACCUACAUGCUACGUCGGGAUAGCGCGGCAGUCCGCCGCCUUCCGCCUCAUGAAACAGAUGGGAUGGGAAGAAGGUGAAGGCCUAGGCAAAGACAAGCAAGGCAUAAAAGGCCAUGUUAGAGUGAAACAAAAGCAGGACACACUAGGUGUCGGUGUAGACAGUCCUCACAACAAAUGGGCAUACGACACCACCCAAUUUGACGAUAUACUAAAGAAACUGAAAGUGCAAACUGCUGCUCCUGUUACAAAAGAAGUUGAGGAUGUAAACAGUUCGCCUGACAGUACGCCAAAGAAAGUUAAACCCAAGAAAGAUAAACCUGCCAAUGAUGAAGUCACUAAAGUUACCCGGCCACAAGGAAGAUACAAGAAAAGGGAAAGGGGGAAAAGUGUAAGUGGUUAUUCAGCAAUUGAUCUUCAGGGCAUACUUGUCCGCAAAAACGAAGACGAUUGCAAGGUGGAUCAGGAUGCUAAAUCUUCAUGUGUGGAAGAACCUGAUAUCACCAUCUGUCAGGAUGCAGUAUCCCAAGCUGCAGAUGUGAACUGGUGGGGGCACAAGUUCGGAUAUGUAUCAGGAGGCUUUCUAGGAGCAAAAUCUCGCAAGAAUAAAUCCUCUGAACGAAAAGAUAAUGUCCGCCAGAUGUUUGGGGAAGAAGAUCAAGAAAAUCUGUACAACCUUGUUCAGGACAAAGCUACUUCUGGAAAGCAGGGUCUUGGCAUCAAGGGCUUGCCAAUGAAGGUUGCCGGCCACCGUUGGAAAGGGAACAAAACUUCUCUUGGUGAUAGUGACGACGAAAUUUCAACCCAGUCGGAAUCGUCAGAAGUGGACGAUGAUGAAGUAAAUGAAAUAAAGGAAACAGUUAAAGAAGUUUGUGUGGAUGCUAAACCUAAAACCAAGUUCAAGAAACUUUGCAAAAAGAUCCUACGUCAGGCUCCAUCCCAAUCCAUGAAAUUAAAGGAUCUUAAGGAAGCUGUUGAAGCACAAUCAUCUAUAUUCUCCGACUUCUCGUGUAGACGCGAAGCUCUAUCAUUCUUGAAGAGGAAGCUCCAAGGAAACAAGAAAUUCAAUGUGGAGGGCAAAAGGGUGCAUCUUGUAUCAUGAAGUGUGAAGCCUAGAGUCAGCUAUGCGAUUAUUUAUUGAUUGUCGCCUCAGAUGAGUAUAGAUGUUUGUGGCACAUCCGCAAUGUAGAUGUAAGAAGUUGUAUCCUCGUAAAUGAGGGUAAAUUUUUGCAAAUCCUGGCAGCCGCAGAGGUGCUGGUCUAUCAUGUAUGCGCACACUCACUCUUGAGUACGUUUGCUUUUUUGUUCCUACUGCAAAACUCUGAAAGCGUGCGCUGAAACAUGUGUAUCGUACUAUUUUCUGUAGCUGAUACGUUUCUAGGAGACAUGACUCUCUUUGGAGCGCAUGGAACUGACUCCGGAGUUUGGUAA